UGGCGUUCUUGUUCAUGUUUGCUUUACGUCAAUGGCCAAGAGUGAAUACUGGGCAUCGCAGCUUUCUGCUGGGAUUGCGACUGUUUGUGCAGUCUUGGAGGCGACCACCCUGAAAUGUUGGGGCAAUGCUGACUACCAGAAACUUCCUGGGCAGUGGGGAGAUGAAAGUGGAGAGAUGGGAACUAGUCUCCCAAGCAUUGAUCUUGGUGCAGCUGUUCAUGAUGUGGCCGUGUCUCGUCACAUUUGUGCUCUACUAAGCGAUGGUGCUCUCAAGUGUUGGGGAAGGAAUGGCAAGGGCCAGUGUGGGGCCGGGCAUUCCAACACGGUGGCAACAUCGAGUGCAGUGACAGUGGAUCUGGGGACUGGUCGCUUCGCGACACAGGUUGCAGUGGGUGAUUCACACGCAUGCGCUCUCUUGGACGAUGGUACAGUGAAGUGCUGGGGAGGCAACGGUCAAGGCCAGUUAGGCACAGAAAACACCGAUGACAUCGGUAACCUCCCCGGGCAGAUGGGAGACAAUUUGGCACCGAUCAACCUGGGAUCAGGGCGCACUGCACGACAAGUCGUGACGGGUGGCAAGUUCACGUGUGCUUUGUUGGACAAUGACAGCGUGAAAUGCUGGGGUCGCAACCACAAGGGCCAGCUGGGGUUGGGCAUCACCGACGAGACCUGGGGAGGAGCAGUCAAUCAAAUGGGAGAUUUACUGCCAGCGGUGUCUCUGGGAGUGGGGCGAAUUGCCAAGCAGAUUUCGGCUGGCACGUAUCAUGCGUGUGCAAUCUUGGAUGAUGACUCCGCCAAGUGCUGGGGAUACAACAACGUAGGACAGCUAGGUCAAGGUCACCAGAAUGAUAUUGGCGCUGAUCCGCAAGAGAUGGGCGAUUUCUUGAGUCCCAUCAACUUGGGUCAAGCAGUUCUACAGAUGUCUGCUGGCGAAAGUCAUACCUGCGCUGUGCUAUUGGAUCAGUCCUUGAAGUGCUGGGGUGGAAAUGCUGAAGGCCAGCUGGGAUUGGGAGAUCAAGCUGACAGAGGCGGCGCCAGCGAGAUGGCGAACUUGCCCUCGGUGGAUGUGGGUACCGGGCUAACAGUUCAAUCGGUCUCGUGCUCGGUUGACGGCACUUGUGUGCUGCUGAACGAAGACCACUCCAUCAAAUGCUGGGGUGCAAACUCCUUUGGCCAACUCGGCCAAGGAGAUAUAAACAGUCGUGGCACUGUCGCUGGUGAAAUGGGCGAUGCUCUUCUGGCCGUGGAUUUGGGCAUGCCUACAAGUACCUCUACCACCGCCACAACCACAACGCCUAUUUCCACCAGCUAUACAACCACAGUGCCCACAAUUACCGAGACAGCCACAACAAGAACGUCAUCCAGCAGCACUACGCGGAGUGACACAUCGAGCAGCCUCAGCACGACGAGUACAGCCAGCACUAUAUCCACCUUGAAUACAGCAACCCGAACAACCCAGCCAGGAGUGACUAGCAUAUCCAGCACUGCCAGCUCAUCAAGCACUGCCAGCUCGUUGAGCGGUACAAGCACAUCCAGCACAUCCAGCACCGCAACCAGCCCGACAAGCGGCAACACUCAGACCUUUAUAUUCACAUCCUCUUCCACGUUCUUCACUUCCACCUCAAGCUCCCUUCAAGCUCUGACUUCCACUUCCCCUUCUACCACUUCCAGCUUCUCUAGAAUUUUGACUUCCACUUCUACCUCCAACACUGUCACUCCAACCACCAAUGACUUGCUACCCGAAACACCCUUGGAAGAUGCUGUCGUAUCAUCUUCAUUCAGCACCGCGUCAUCCACAGAGGAAUCCCGAGCUCGAGUUGUGAUCACCGAGGAAGAAUUUGAGGCCCUGGAGGAGGAACGCAAGGCCGAAGCGACACAAGUAGUCCAGGAGCUGGAAACUGCAGAGACCGCAGCAGUGACGCAGUUGCUUACAGAAAUUCUGCUGGACGAACCUGCUGAAGCUGCUGGAGCCGUCUUGGGCCAAGGAUCCAAGGAGACAGGCGGCGGUGUGAUGAAGAUGGUGGCAGUCUCCCCUGAGGAACGAAAUCGGACAAAAAAACAGAAACAGACCACAGGAGCGGUCCACGCCGAAGUGCCCGCAGAAGUGGUCCAGUUGGCUUCUCAAUUGGCUGGUGCCACGGGUGGCACGAGCGGAUCGGAGACGUCGUCGAUUUUGAUCACCCUCACGGAGCUGUCGAACGACGUGGCAGACAAGCUCCGCAGUGAUAAUGCCAGGAUCACUGCGCAGGGCCGAAGACUGGCUUCGAGCCUGAAGACACUUCCGAUUAGUAUGAAGCUGCGGACUUCAGAGGGUGAGGAGCUUAGAAUCAGCGGUCUAAACCAAGCCAUCGUUUUCGCGUUGCCUAUCGACAAUGACACGACUGAUGUGGUGACCUGUGCAUUUUGGGAUGAGGAACUGGCAAUUUGGUCCACUGAGGGCGUCAGCACCUUGCCAAGUACCACGCCUGGGAAGGUUUUGUGUUCCACCACACAUCUAUCCAUCUUCGGUGGUGUCUUCGAAGUGUUGGUGGGGGACAUGGCGCAAGUCCUUCGCUGUAGCACUGCGUUCGUGGUCUUCUCCGCUGAGGGACUUCUGAAUUUGUUCAAGACUGAAUGGCUCUGGCAAGGUCCUUCGCUGGUGACCUUUUCUUUGCUGUUGCUCUUCACUCUGUUCUUCUUGAUAUCGCUGCGGAUGGACAGAAAAGACAGCAGAUAUUUCCCCGACAAAGACAAGGAAGCAGCGUUCUGGCCAUUGAAGGAACCAAACAAAGAAGAAGAAGGAGAUGAUCUCGAGAGCGCACAGCUCGACGAGGAGAAAGGGAAAACGUGCUGUAGCGGUGGUUGCAAAGAGAGCAUACAGUCUGGUUGCGAAUGGCUCCUGUGGUGCGUCGGGCUGCUCUUUGGAUUCGAAAACCUCGCUGAAGUUGUGAAGGAGCUACUUCCAAAUGCUGCCGUGGGUGUGGUGGACCGCUGCAUCGAACAGAUCCAUGCGCACAAGACAGGCACCUCGAGAGACAGCCUUCAUGCAGUCGGUGACAUCACCAAAGUCUUGGCUGGAGAAGACAGGAUUGAUUCAAGUCAACCGACGCAUUCGGUUCAAGCCAAGCGGCAGAGCCUCACGGAGACCGAGAUCAACAAUCAGUGGAAAUGGGCAGUGGAUACAUUUUUGUCCAGUUCGCAAGGCUUCGCUUGCUGUUUCCAGCCCUGCAUCCUUGGGCGGAGAAUACAAGAAUCAGUAUUUUCACUUCACAUACCACUCGGACAACGCUGAUUCUCAUGAAGCUGAUCAGUGCUGCGGCCGCCGCUGCCUUAUUCUUCUCCAGCGAAGCAGAGACACCAGACUCCGACCCUGAGUGUGAGCAGCCAGAGGAACUGUGGAGGGAGAUGGUCCAGAAUGUCACGGUGGGCGUUUUGUCCGCCUUCCUCGGCGAUGCUGUGAGUUUCUUUUUGUUUUUCGUGCAACUGCGUCAGCCGAAGCCGGAAGUUGAGUGGACAGACGAAUUGAAAGAGAACUAUCGCAGAAGAUGGCGGUGCAGAAGUGUGGUUUUCUGGAGCAUCUCCACAGUUCACAUUGGCACAUGCCUGUUGUAUUGCCUGAGCUUCCUUGCCAAUGUCUCAGUUGAAGAUGCGGCUGAAUGGCUGGAGAGUUGUGGUGUGACAUUGCUUCAGGAUCUGAUCAUUUUGCCUUUGCUAAUGGCAUUGGUACUCGCAAGCCUUGCAACCCUUGCAGUCACAUGCAGCCGGAAAGUGCACAGAAGCUACUGGAUUCCGGAGGAUAUUGGGGAUGCGCCGGAUGCUCCGGAUCUGGAGGGCCCCCAGUGCAUUGGCUUCACCGCCCCCACUGAGGACGACUGGCUUGUAGCCCAAAUUCCUCGAGCAACAGAGGAAGAUCAAUCAGAUCGAUCAGAUGAGGAUUCAGAAGGCCCGGUGAUUGUCAAAAACGUUGAUAGUGAUUCCUGUGAUUCCUGUGCUGGGAGCCUCAUACAAGAGAGCAUUAUCACCGAGAUUCGUGUUUGAGCCUGAGCGUUUCAAUAUAUAAGUGUUUGUGUUCAGUCUGUACAGUCUUAAUUUGAGCUGCAAGCUGCAAACUUUUUCUUGAACAAGAAGGUAUUUGCAGCAUUUUGCAGCCGCUUUUGCUUUUUUACAGUUUGAAACAUUUUGAAGCAGUGGCAGCAGUGGUUCAGACUUUCUCGACCCAACGAGGUACC
Messenger RNA from Cladocopium goreaui, 4208 nucleotides. Lineage: Eukaryota; Dinophyceae; Suessiales; Symbiodiniaceae. The record is from the annotation of a GenBank genome assembly.